AAAUACAAGCGCCGGUUCAUUUCUGCAGACAAUUUCAAAACGUUCGUUUUGCUGGAUUAUUCUCUAGCUGCUAUUUUCUAUUCGUUCACUUAUUAUUUAUAUUGUUGGCAAUGGUGGUAGCAGGACCACCAGCAGGAUUAGAUGAUCUGUCUGUCGCGUACAACAUGGCUGCAGUAAUACCGAAUGUAACUAGGAUUUCGUCGCGUAUAAUUAGGGUAUUAGGAUGUAAUCCCAGCCCUAUGACGUUACAAGGAACGAACACGUAUUUAAUAGGAACUGGCAAAAGGAGAAUAUUAUUGGAUACUGGAGAUUCUGGAGUUCCGCAAUACAUUAACCAUUUGAAAACUGUUUUGCACAAUGAAAAAGUCGAUUUGUCGCAUAUUUUUAUAUCGCAUUGGCAUCACGAUCACGUCGGUGGUAUAAAUGAUGUUUUAGAAUUAGAAAACACCAGAGAAUGUCAAAUUUGGAAGUAUCCUAGAAGCGAAGAUGAUACAACAGUAGCGAAAUUCGAUUAUCUUAAAGACGGACAAGAAUUCUGCGUGGAAGGUGCCACAUUAAGAGUGCUUCACACGCCGGGUCAUACAACGGAUCACGUCGUUUUUCAUUUACUCGAAGAAAACGCAAUUUUCAGUGCGGAUUGUAUCCUCGGCGAAGGCACUGCAGUCUUUGAAGACCUCCACGAUUACAUCCAUUCCUUACAACUGAUAUUAGAAUUAGAACCGAGCAUCGUUUACCCUGGUCAUGGUAACAUUGUGCACGACCCAACGGAAAAGAUAAAAUUCUACAUAAAUCAUAGGUUGCAACGCGAGUCGCAAAUUCUGGAUAUUCUAAAAGAGAAUGUCGAUUCGUGUUUCGAUGAGAUGGAAUUAGUAUCGAAGAUUUACGUGGACACGCCGGAAAAUCUGUUUCCAGCUGCGGCCGUGAACGUGGGCCAUCACCUCACGAAAUUGGCGAAAGAAGGUAAAAUAGUUAAAGCAAAUGGAAAGUGGCAGUAUAAACAAACUUAAAAUGUAUUUUUAUUAAAUAUUAAAUUCAAAUAAAGAAUA
Molecule: messenger RNA, 1046 nt
Organism: Nicrophorus vespilloides
Lineage: Eukaryota; Metazoa; Arthropoda; Insecta; Coleoptera; Silphidae
Product: beta-lactamase-like protein 2
Exons: 4
Coding region: 111-1007 (298 amino acids)
Cellular component (GO): mitochondrial matrix
Molecular function (GO): RNA endonuclease activity; single-stranded RNA binding
Source: RefSeq, a predicted model, not a curated record